AAGGAACGAGCAGCUACGAACCAGCUGCGUCUUGCUUAAGCCUUCAAAUGCAAACCACAAACGAGAAAGAAACUAGAACAUGGCGUUUGGAGGAGCAGCUGCCACUGCCAUGACGUCCAAAUUUGCAGCAAGAAUCACCAAUCCAAUUCGACUGUCAUCUUCUCAACUUCCCAAGCUCGGCCUCCAUCGCACUCCUGUGCUUCAUCCACAACCCUUCUCCCCAUUUCCAACCAAUCAACCCGGAUUGAAGUACCAAAUUCGUGCUAUAAGUGAAGCUGCAGUAGAUCCUGUUUCUUCAAAUAAAGAGAAGGGAGAACGAUCCCUUCAAAGUUGGAAGAUCAAAAUGCUCUAUGAUGGAGAUUGCCCACUCUGCAUGCGUGAGGUUAACAUGCUAAGAGAGAGGAAUAAGCAAUAUGGUACAAUCAAGUUUGUUGACAUUAGUUCAGAUGAUUAUUCGCCCGAAGAAAAUCAGGGUCUUGACUACAAAACCGUUAUGGGAAGAAUCCAUGCGAUCCUUGCAGAUGGUACUGUAGUCAGAGACGUUGAAGCGUUUAGAAAACUUUAUGAACAAGUUGAUCUUGGAUGGGUAUAUGCUGUUACAAAAUAUGAACCAUUUGGAAGAUUAGCCGAUGCUGCAUAUAGUCUUUGGGCGAGGUAUCGUCUUCAGUUGACAGGUCGGCCACCUCUAGAAGAUAUUCUGGCAGCCCGAAAGAAAAACCAGGAGGGAGUAUGUAACGACAGCAAUGCUUGCAAGAGGUAAUCCUUCUGCACAAGAUGAUGAUUCUCCCUUGGUUAGUUGGUUACCAGAAAGGGGUGGGAAAGGACUUGAGCUAGUAAACGUAAUUAAUUUGAGAGGCCAGUAGCUCCACUUACAUUCUUGUAUACAUGGUUGUCCAAUAGACUCAUAGCAAUACUUUUUUCUUUUUUUUUAAAAAAAAAAAAAUUGUUUUUACAAUAUUUUGGGGGGAUUGAACUUCUAAUCUCAGGAUCGAUAAUACAAUAUUUCAAAUGUACUUAGGUAAAAAUCCAAGGCACUUCCCAGCUCCUUGUACUCAAUAAUCUCGUUGCUUUUCCCAAUGAAAUAUAUUGGUCUAUGUUUCUAACAGAAUGCCAAUGAAAAGCCUAACGAUCUACAAUUU
This is a messenger RNA of Benincasa hispida (wax gourd), 1139 nucleotides long. RefSeq names its product Putative thiol-disulfide oxidoreductase DCC. Gene Ontology annotation, molecular function: protein-disulfide reductase activity. Lineage: Eukaryota; Viridiplantae; Streptophyta; Magnoliopsida; Cucurbitales; Cucurbitaceae. The record is from RefSeq and is a predicted model, not a curated record.